Messenger RNA from Manis javanica (Malayan pangolin), 1507 nucleotides. Lineage: Eukaryota; Metazoa; Chordata; Mammalia; Pholidota; Manidae. The record is from RefSeq and is a predicted model, not a curated record.
ACCUCCGCGGGAGCAGGGGCAGCGCCUGUGCCCGGACCCUGCCGCUGGCGGGGGACACACCGGCGGAAAGGAAAACCGGAGUUUUUCCCCAGGGCCAGUCCAUGGAGGCUGAAGUCUGUAAGCCUGGGGACACCUUCAGUAGUAAUCUCCAAAUUCUGAAAUGACCACCCUGCCCCGACUACCCAUGACGCGCCCAAAGCUUACAUCCUUAGCCAGACAGAAGCUGCCAUGUUCCCCCAGUGCUAUUCCAAGGUCUCAAUUGAUCAAAGAAAAAGAUGACAUAGAUCAUUAUCUGGAUAUGAAUUUCAAAGGAUUGUCAAAAGAGGAGGUUGCUGCUCACCGGAACUCAUACAAGAAGAACAUCUGCGUGGACAUGCUGCGGAAUGGUUACCAUAAGUCCUUCACCGAGCUCUUCACUCUGAUGGAGCAGUGGGAUGCCCACAGGGAGGCUGCACGCGUUAGAUCCCUCUUCUGGUUGCAGAAACCCCUGGAGGAGCAGCCUGAUAAACUGGAUCACUUCUACCGCUACCUGACCAGGGCUGAGGCGGCUGAGCGCAAAGAAUACUUUGAAGAUGUCUAUAAUAACUUGUAUGCUCUGGCCUCUUGCUUCAAUAAUUCUGAAGACAAGUGGGUAAGGAACUACUUCUAUGAACGAUGUUUUAAAAUUGCUCAACUGAUAAAAAUCGAUGGCAGGAAGAAAGAAGCAGAGGCGCACGCGCACAUGGGACUUCUCUUCGAGGAAGAGGGUCAGCUUCUGGAAGCUGCUGAGCAUUAUGAAGCAUUCCAUCAAUUGACGCAAGGGCGGAUAUGGAAGGAUGAGACAGGCUGCUUUCUCAACUUGCUGGCCUGCAAGAGUCUCUUGAGGACUUACAGAUUACUCUCAGACAAAAUGCUAGAAAAUAAAGAAUACAAACAGGCCAUCAGAAUUCUAAUAAAAGCUUCUGAAAUAGCCAAAGAAGGAAAUGACAAAAAGAUGGAAGGAGAAGCUUCCUAUUACUUGGGCUUAGCGUACUUGGCUGCUGGGGAACUUGAAACAGCACUAACAGUCCUUAGCACUUACAGUAAAAUCUCUACAGACCUGGAUGAUGACCUAAGCCUGGAGAGAGCCUAUGAAGCAAUAGCCAAGGUCCUGCAGAGCCAAGGAGAGAUGACAGAAGCAAUUAAGUACUUGAAAAAAGUUGUGAAAAUUGCAAGAAACAAUUUUCAAAGCCUGGAUGUUGUGAGAGCAAGUACAAUGCUUGGGGACAUCUACAAUAAAAAAGGGUGUUACAACAAAGCUUCUGAAUACUUUCAGCAAGCUUUUGAUACAACGGCAGAGCUAACAAACAUCUCUCUAAUGGAUGAAACAAAAGUUCAUUAUGGAAUAGCAAAAGCUCAUCAGUUAAUGAUGACAGUCAACAAUUACAUAGAAACUGCUGAUCCCACAAGCCUUGACUGCCUGCUGUCGUGGAAGGAGAGUAGAAGAGACAUGGCACCUGAUCCAAUAGGUAAGGCUUUGAUUUUUUAA